Messenger RNA from Tilletiopsis washingtonensis, 1857 nucleotides. RefSeq lists its product as hypothetical. The coding region runs from base 216 to 1616 and encodes 466 amino acids. The transcript has 2 exons. The record is from RefSeq and is a predicted model, not a curated record. Lineage: Eukaryota; Fungi; Basidiomycota; Exobasidiomycetes; Entylomatales.
CUCACUCCUCCAGACCGACCGCGAUGCUCCUUCUACGGCCUCGAGCCACACACUGCCUGGGGCUCUCCUUUUCCACCUACUGAUUCAGACAGAGUUCUGUGCAGCAAGCACCAUGGCAUUCAUCAGCACUGCGCCGCGCCUUCACCGCCGGCCUGUCUUGAUGACGCCCGCAGCCACCAGCUUCUGGAUCUUCAUCGCAAUCCUGAGGGAAGGGAAUGCCAAGUCAGCAGACUGGCGCAGACCUCUCCGUAAAUCAUGCUGCAACUCACUCAGGGUUGCGCAUGUGCUCCUGCAGCGCCGCCGGAUUGCUCUGCGCCUGCUCGAGGAUGGAGCGCAUGACGGGGUCGGCCAGAAUGCCGGCCACCUCCGGGUCGCUCUGCCUCGGUGUAUGCCGCCACGGCGCCGGCAAAGUCGCCCUUCUUGUACAGGUCGUUUCCGCGAUUCCGCUCCUCCUCGCUCUUGGCGGGGUCGAUGUAGGCGCGCCGCUCGUUCUCCUUGAGCUGCUUCUCGGCCGCCUGCAGCUUGGCGAGCGUGUCGGCGGUGCGGUGCUCCGUCAGGCUCUUCUGGAAGAAGCGGAUCGCCGUCGGCAGGUCCUCCUUCUUCACGUUGGCCGAGCCGAUGCGCGCAUACGCCUUGGCCAUGAUCUUGUAGUCGGCGCGCGUCUCGCUGCCGUGCUCCAGCGCCUCCUCGCACGUCUUGAUGCACUCGUCGUACGCGCCCGUCUCGAACUGGCACGCUGCCAGGUUAGAGAGGUACACGAUGUCCUUGUGCGCCUCCCACGCCGCCUUGUACUGCUCCGAGGCACCGGCAAAGUCGCGCUUCACGUACAGCGCGUUGCCGCGCGCCUUUGCUGCGUCGCCGGCCUUCUUCGCCUGCGCCUCUUCGCUGUCCUCCUCCUUCGGCGGCUCCGGCUUCGGCUCGGGCGCCUUGGGCGUCGGCUUGGGUGCCGGCUUGGGCGCCUCCUCCUCGCGCGCGCCCGCGUCGCCGGGCAUGGCGCUGGAGCCCUCGGGGCGCUCAAACGCCUGCAGGUCGAUGCCCAUCAGCACGCCCAUGACGGCAAUCAUGUUGGGGUCCGAGAAGGCCGACGCCGCCUUGCUCGGGUCCGCCUGGAUGGCCGAGAGCUUGGCACGGAACGCCGGGUCGCGCACCAGCGCCGCCGUCUUGGGGUUCGCCUCGAGCUUGCUCCACAUCUGCGGGUCCUGGAACAUCUUGCCGAUGCCCAUGCCGGCGUCGUUGUCGGAUGCUGUGCAGGCGUCAGCGCUGCGACCAUGCAGCAUCAAGGCAAAUGCCACUCACCGAGCGCCGACUGCACGCUGUCGAGGCCGCGCUGCAGGAUGGCAUCGCCCGGCGCCACCUUCAGGCCCUCCUCGUACGCAGCCACGGCCUCCUCCAGCCGGCCGAGGCCGUGCAGCGCGGCGCCCUUGCGCGCGAAGCCCUUGCCGAACGUGGGAUUGGCCUCGAUGGUCUGUGCGACUGGCUGUCAGCGACUGGCACCGGGAGCACAGCAGCGCAGUGCCUCGCAGGCCAGCGGGAGCACAACGGCCAGCAAGCUAUAUUCGGCACGCACCUUGUCGCCAUCCUCCAGCGCGCGGUCCCAGUCCUUGAGCGCGGCAUAGCUGGCGCUGCGGUUCGAGUAGAGGACGUGGCGCUGCGCGGCGUCGGCGUCGGGCGCCUCGAGGGCGGCGCUGUAGAGCUCGGCGGCGCGCGCGUAGUCCUUUGCCGCAAAGGCGGCGGAGCCCUGCGCCUUGAGCUCGGCGGCGGACGACAUGGCAGGUGUGAGUGGGUGAGUGUAAGGUGUGGGAGAAGCUGAGCAGGAGUGGGACGUGUGCUGCUCGUGGGCUGUGAUGGUCAAGCACC